UUAAAACGAAUUGUACUUAUUAUAUUUAUAUUUAUGUUAUAAUUGUUAUUCCUGUUUCCGUGUGUGUUAUAGUACUUUUUUAUUGCUGUAAAGAUUAAUUUUAAAGAACGGAUCGAAUAAUUUGAUAUCUACCAAUAAUUUGACAUCGUGAGAAAAGGUUGUCUUUUGUCUACAACUAAGCAAGUUAAGAUAAUGACUUCAAUUUUUGAGAAUCCCGGAUUUGAGAUGCGGGACCUAGUGCAGCGCGGCAACACGCUGCAGGCCACGUUAAUCGUCACUAACUGCAAUAAAGAGUUCCAAACGAAGAGCAGCUCCGUGAUGACAAUCAACGGCGCCGCCAAAUUCCAGGUGGUGCUCAUCGUAUCCUGUAAUCAACACAUCUAUUACAACCUUAUCUUUAUAAGAUUCUAUAAAGUCCGCAAAGACGACGACCUCAUGUACACAAUCACCUUGUCCAGCAGUUACUUGCAGAUUGAAAACAAAAUAUUUCACGCCGACGACGGAACCUGGCAUCUCAUAAAAGAAAUUAAAGCAAGGCAGUAUAGUUUCGAUAUAAAUGUUGUGAUGAACAUAGUGGCGUGCAGCACGUUCGCCGCGCUGUACGACGACGAGGAUCUUAUGGACUUCGAGCUACGCGGCGAGGACGGGGCCGUGCGCGUGCACCGCGCCGUGCUGGCCGCCUGCAGCCCCGUGCUGCGCCGCAUGCUCAGCGGCGGCUGGCGCGAGACCACCGAGGGACACGUGGACGUCCCUGGCACAUCCAUGAAGACACUCCAAGACUUUAAGAGCUACAUAUACAAACACAUUCUGCCUGACGCUGGCCUGGAGCCCAUUCUGUUACUGGCCUCGUAUUAUAUGAUGCCGGGACUGGAACAGAUGUGCGUGAACCGGUUGGUGGGCUCGCUGGUUGCGGAGAACGCGUGCGAGUUGUUGCACUUCGCGGCCAAGCACCGCCUCACGCGGCUACUGCUCGCCGUCCUGGACUACGUGCAGAGGGGGGUCAUUAGCGUCGACGACAUACGCAAACACUCCAUGCGCACCACACGCCCAUGUGAUGGCGCAGAGGCUGGAGUAAGUAGCUCGACUGACAUCGCUGCUCCAGCAAGCCAGUGCAGAUCCGAUGUGAACCCGAUGGCCGUGCCCACAUCUACUGACAAUGUUUAAUAGUAAAUGUAGUAAACCAACAAUUACGCUGGAAUCUGUAAGCUUAGCUUAAUAAAAAGUUGUCGUCGUUUGGCAUUUCCCCGCCACUUUUAAAUUGGGCGUGGCCGGCGCCAUCUCUGAUUUGUUGACGCAAAAAAUAUGUCCUUCAUAAAGAGUUUUAAGUUUCGUUUUUACUUAAGACAGGUAUUUAUAUAUUGUUUUAAAAAAAAAAAGUUAAUUUCUUAAUAUUGCACGUCUUCAGAGAAGAUUGUGGUUAAAACACUUUUAUCCUAGAAAAACAGAUUUGUAUUAAAUAUUGUGUACUUAGUACAAUUUUUAUUAUAAGAGUUAAGAAUAUUACAAUAAUAAGGAGAUCAGUUAUAAUUGCGAGGUGAUUCUCUGAUAUUUAAGACUGAUUCAUCACUCGUGCUUCAUUUGUUAGACAACUUGUACAUGAUUCUAUUUUCCACGAAAAAUUGUAAGAAAUUUGUAGCCUUUUCUGUCUUAUGUUAAAAAAAUAAGCUCCUGUAAGGAAAUUUUAAGUUAGUAUUUGGUUAUAUUUAAACCAGAAAGUGUUAAGAAUGAAUGUGGAUGGCUACAAAAGAAGAGGAAGACCGAAGAAAGUAUGGAUGGAUUGUG
Molecule: messenger RNA, 1782 nt
Organism: Papilio polytes (common Mormon)
Lineage: Eukaryota; Metazoa; Arthropoda; Insecta; Lepidoptera; Papilionidae
Exons: 4
Coding region: 193-1164 (323 amino acids)
Biological process (GO): proteasome-mediated ubiquitin-dependent protein catabolic process; regulation of proteolysis
Cellular component (GO): cytoplasm
Molecular function (GO): ubiquitin protein ligase binding
Source: RefSeq, a predicted model, not a curated record